Acaulospora colombiana is the source of this 270-nucleotide messenger RNA. The record is from the annotation of a GenBank genome assembly. Lineage: Eukaryota; Fungi; Glomeromycota; Glomeromycetes; Diversisporales; Acaulosporaceae.
AUGCAAAAUCAAGGAGCCCAACCAAAAGGAGAUAUGAACCAGAUUCCACCCGCCACUCUCGCGUUCCUACGUAAUGGCUCGCCCUCCUAUAGAUCCAAUCGAUCCAGGCUUCACAAGCCAGGAACUGCGCAGGGCCGACUCAGGAGCGAGCGUUUCUCUCUCCUCUUUCUCCCCGCCGUUAUCGAGCUCUGGCCUGGUUCUCUCCCUGCUAUCGUGUCACAGGGCCUCCUUCCAGGAUACGCCGAAGUGGACACAUUGAAACUCGAAUAA